Messenger RNA from Arabis nemorensis, 474 nucleotides. Lineage: Eukaryota; Viridiplantae; Streptophyta; Magnoliopsida; Brassicales; Brassicaceae. The record is from the annotation of a GenBank genome assembly.
AUGUACCUUGAAGAUCGAACUGUUCGUCUGCAGCUAUGGGAUACUGCUGGACAAGAAAGAUUCAGGAGUUUAAUCCCAAGUUACAUCAGAGAUUCUUCUGUUGCUGUAGUUGUUUAUGAUGUAGCCAAUAGGCUAUCAUUUCUCAACACAUCCAAGUGGAUGGAAGAAGUCCGCACUGAAAGAGCCGGUGAUGUUAUCAUUGUUCUUGUCGGAAACAAGACAGAUCUUGUCGAAAAAAGGCAAGUCUCGAUUGAGGAAGGAGAUAGCAAAGGUCGUGAAUAUGGAGUUAUGUUCAUUGAGACGAGCGCAAAAGCAGGAUUCAAUAUUAAGCUCUUGUUUCGCAAAAUCGCUGCAGCGUUACCGGGAGUGGAAUCAUAUUCAAACACGAAAACUGAGGAUAUGGUUGAUGUAAACCUGAAACCGACUUCGAAUUCAUCUCAAGGAGACCAGCAAGGUGGAGGUUGUUCGUGCUGA